AUGCAUUUGAUUCAGAUCCCGCAGCCGAUUGGGCCAUGUCGCCCUCUGUGCGAGACCGUCCGCGACAAAUGCCUGCCACUCCUCAAAGAUUUCGGCUUUUCUUGGCCGACACAAAAUCGAUUGCCAGCAAGUUUAUCGCUGGAAAACAAUAAUGAGGAUAUGUGUAUGCGCGGACCGAAUGAAGAGGGUGUGAUUGCAAGGAGUCCCGAAGAGUAUGACAAAGAAGACUGUCCACCUGAGCAUAUCUACGUGAAUCGCAGUGGUCGUUGCAUUCCAAUCUGUGCAGCAGGACAAGGUAUCAAGCAGAUCGAUCGCGAAUCCGCCUCAACAGCACUUUUCGUACUGUCCAUCAUCAGCCUUGUGAUCACUGCCAUUUGCGUGCUGACGUUUGUUAUGCGACGUCACUGCCUCACAGCCCUGCCAGAGACCAGUCUUCUAUGGACGGCACUUUCCUUUGCCUUAAGCUCCAUCGUCUACCUAUUCAGUCUACUCUACCGCGAACAGAUAUCCUGCACAGAUUACUCAUCACACCUGCUCUUCGUCGUCGGUGACCUUCCACACACUCCAUGCGCUUGUGUGGCAGCACUCUUGUACUAUUUUGGCACUGCAGGCCGUCUGUGGUGGCUUGUGCUUUGCUGCACAUGGAACCAGCAAACUACACGCUCAGGAAACUUGGAGAAGUACCGCGUACAAAUCCAAGUGCUGGCGUGGGCUGCACCCCUGGGUUUGGUGUUGGAUGGAGUGUUCAAUCUGUUCCGUGAUCUAGUCUUCGUUAUCGCCGCAUGUAUACCAUUGCUUGUUGGAUUUCGUGGAAUGCUUACAUCGCCGCAGGCCACAUUUGGCGCCGGACUGGAGGGUGCGUUAUACCCUGCAGCUGCGCUCUUCUACAUGCUUUCAUUCAUAAACGAUGCUUGGCAGCCGUCAAUGCACUGGACACGCAGUUGGAACAUCGUGUCAGCGCUGAAGAUACUUAUCGAUCCAAUUCUGGGAGUACUGGCAGCUUCUGCCUGCCUACUGCACAUCAUCAUCAACCUCUGCCGUCUCCUGUUGCUGACAAGCACGGGCUACCAACCGGCUGGCAUGCACGAAUUCCACAGCAAUUCCUGUGAGCGUUCGUUCCCACAACACCUAUGCGACCACAUCACAACGAUUGCCUAUUUGCUAGUGAUCUCUCCUAGGACAGUACCGUUGUCCUGCGGUCCCAUGCUCAGGGACAAGCGCUCCUCAAUCUAUGAAUUAAUUGGUUGA
Messenger RNA from Cooperia oncophora, 1248 nucleotides. NCBI's taxonomy places the organism in Eukaryota, Metazoa, Nematoda, Chromadorea, Rhabditida, Trichostrongylidae. The record is from the annotation of a GenBank genome assembly.